AUGGAAGAAAUCAUGGAACUCUUCCAAGCCCCUUCACUAUCAGUCGGUAUCAGCUACAAAGGACGAACGAUAUGGACUAGGGGAUUUGGUUUUGCGAACCGCAAGACUGGCCUGGUACCCAAUUCGAAAACUAUUUACUCCGUCGGAUCGUGUACCAAGGGGUUUACGGGCACAUCCUUCUGCCUCCUCGCCGAACGAGGCCUCCUCGACCGGGACGCUCCAGUUGCGUUUAAGAUUCCAGAGAUCAAGACGGGGGAAAACCCGGUUGUGGCUAAGAAGAUGAAUGGGAAUGACCUGCUUUCUCACUGUGUCGGCCUCUCCAGUAUGCCGUUUGCAGUACUAGGCCGGCACGGCCACGUCUUUGCGAGGUAUGAAGAUAUCAUCCAAAUCUUCAACAAUUUGCCACGCGCCGCCGAAUUUAAGACAGAAUGGAUGUACAACAAUUGGUUAUUUGCCCUUGCUGGAACCCUCAUCCUACGAGAGUCCAAGUUGUCCUAUGGAGACUUCAUCAAGCAAGAGAUUUUCGACAGAAUUGGCAUGAGGAGAACCUACACAGAUGCGAGCUUUGAUGACAACCAUGCCUUGCCUUAUCUUGUGUUUGGCGAAAAAGAGCCCGUGUCAGUUAGUCUCCCUACUCUGGAUAACGGGGUUGCGUUUGAUAGCUCGGGAUCAGUCCGGUCUUGUGUCGAUGACCUUUUGCUCUGGUCUAGAGCUCUCAUGAAAGCAUGGAGAACUGCGCAUCCGGAUCACUGUCAUCUACUACAUUGGGAAGCUGGUCAAGAUCCUGGCUGCUUACCCAGACUCGGCCGUCUAAUCUCUCGACUCAAAAAGUCUCCAGGGAAGCCACGACAGGUUAACAACCUCAUUGGCGGCGAUGCAAAACUCACUGCCUCUCUGGCCGCGGCACAGAAACCGCAUUUUCCCCUUGCUGGGGACGAGAAACAACAAUAUGCACUUGGGCUGUUCAACCUGCAUCUCCCAACCCCUGAAAUGAACAUUGUCACGAACCCCGAUGUCAAUAGCCAAGAGUACUCCAUUGGCAAGGACUCCAAAGAGCGGGUUGCCAUUGGCCACACCGGGGAGCUAGGCGGCUUCCUAUCCGCCUAUUGGACGUUUCCAGAAGACGAUUGCGCUAUUGUAGUUCUCACCAACUCCUUUCAGAUCAAUGGAGAUCCGACCAAUCUCAUCGCGCAGCUGUUAGCGCAGACUUUAUUUGACAUGAGACCCACAGUGGACUUCGUGGAAGUGGCCAAGAAUGUCGUUCGUAACGCCAGGGGUCGCUGGCUUACCAUUCGAGAGGAGUGGACCGCGCAUCGGAUCCCCAACACGUGGCAUCAACCUCUUGCCGCAUAUGUUGGUGAGUACCAAAAUAGAGGCCUCGCCAUGAGUCUAAGCGUUUCUAUUUCUGGAGAUGACAAGUAUCCUCUUCGUCUAUGCAUCAAUGGCCUCGAGAGCCAGGUGUUCGAGCUGUACCACUACCAUACAGACUCUUGGACUUUCCUGAGGGACUCUCGAGAUGACUGUAUCGAAAAGGGGUAUUCCAUGUAUCUCCUCAGCUGGGAAUCUUGGAUCAUCAACUUUGAUCUCUUUGAGAACGACCGAUUUUGCAAGAUCAAGUGGAGGCUUGACACUGAUAAACGGCUGGGGCCGCAGGAGUUUUUACGCAAAUGA
Messenger RNA from Fusarium keratoplasticum, 1671 nucleotides. RefSeq lists its product as uncharacterized. The coding region runs from base 1 to 1671 and encodes 556 amino acids. The transcript has a single exon. Lineage: Eukaryota; Fungi; Ascomycota; Sordariomycetes; Hypocreales; Nectriaceae. The record is from RefSeq and is a predicted model, not a curated record.